AUGGAGAUCAACCGAGUAAUGCCAUCACCGGAAGGAAACGGGCCUCCCUCCCCACUUCCGACGUCUCCCGCCUCGCCAGUCAGCGGUAGGACGAAAGCCAAGAUCAUUAGAAACCAGAACGCCUGCGACGCAUGCCGGGCCCGCAAAGUCAGGCUACAACAGCGGCGGCAACAAGGGGCGGCGACAUCAACCAUCGGUAAUCAGAGCCCGGCUGCAUCUGCAUCGGACAUCACCUCACCAGACCAAGGCCUCGCCUACCUGAUCUCGCCCACUUCCUCCUCGAACCACACUCAGACGUCUCAAUCUCAUACUCAGUCUCACGACGUAGCCACCGCCCAUUCGGCAGCGGACCUGCGCGCCAUCAUCGGCGCGCCGAGCCCCAACACGGGGCAACACGACAACCGGCUUGCCCUCUUCGCGUCCGAUGACCUCGUUCGCCGCAUGCUGGACGACUGGUUCGAGAAGGUCCACGCUCUCGCGCCAGUCUUGCACAGGCGGCGGUUCAUGCACCGCCUUAAAGUCGGCGAGGCCAACACAGACCGCACUUUUUGCGCGUUGGUGGUGAGCGUCUGCGCCGCGACCGUGGCCACGCUGCGGCGGGCGGAUUACAGUCCUGUGACUGUGGAACGGUGUCUGGAUUUCAUCGAGGAGCAGCACCUCCUAGACCAUGGACUGAGGAAGCCUUCGUAUUCGCUGGAUUGGUGCAUUGCCAUGUACAAUAUCGGCACGUCAGCUAGCUCGUUGAACGAGGACGGGCUAGGGGACAUGGGGUCGUUCCAUGGUAUGUCCGAAGCAGCGGCGUGUGCGAGGUUCCUUGCGUACUACCGCAUGGCCGAUCUGGACAUGUCAGAACAGCAGUUGCUGAAGCGGCUCUUUUGGCUGAUCUUUGCGUCGUAUUGUGCGGACAUAUUCGGAAGACUGUCUGUAAGCAUCGUCUCCCACCAAGAGAACCGCGCCCACCUACGCCCAUUGCCGCUGACAGACUCUCAACUCGACACGGGACCACAACUGUCGGCCGCGGAAUUGCCACCGUGGCACGGCGACACGGUGACGUAUGUACCGGGCUUGAAUCAGCUCAGUGACCUCUUCUUGACAUGGCAUGAGGCGCAAACAGCCCCUGUUAGCCUCUACGGUGGGCAAGAAGAGGCCCUGAAGCAUUUCCUCUCUAGGAUCCAAACAAUAAUUGACAACUUCCCUCCUGAGCUGCGCUGGCGAGGGGGACUAUCCCGGCCAGCACACAUAACGGAAGGCCACGACACACAAAUUGCCAAUCUGUUCAUCACGAGCCUCAACAUCCGCUCCAAUCUGCUGCAGAAGUUUGGAUCCACCGUCAAGACGCGUGCGUUGGAGCAUCAACGCAUUGUUGACGACUUGUUGGAGAUCCUUUAUCAUAUGCCCCAGCACGUUCUGGAGCAGAAUGGAUACUCUUUGAUUCCGAAGCUGAGGGACUGUGGGGCGGCAUACAUGGAACAGAUGAAUAUUGGUGACAGCGGAGCCCCGGAGGCCUUGGUGAGUGAGAGUGCCAGACACAAGCUGGAGAAACUCCUAAGAAAGUUGGAUGACAUAGACUGCUGGCCGGGGCCCCCUGGUGUUGAGAGCCCACAGAGUAAUAGGCAGUGA
Colletotrichum spaethianum is the source of this 1620-nucleotide messenger RNA. RefSeq lists its product as uncharacterized. NCBI's taxonomy places the organism in Eukaryota, Fungi, Ascomycota, Sordariomycetes, Glomerellales, Glomerellaceae. The coding region runs from base 1 to 1620 and encodes 539 amino acids. The record is from RefSeq and is a predicted model, not a curated record. The transcript is spliced from 3 exons.